Molecule: messenger RNA, 1854 nt
Organism: Dipodomys ordii (Ord's kangaroo rat)
Lineage: Eukaryota; Metazoa; Chordata; Mammalia; Rodentia; Heteromyidae
Product: tetratricopeptide repeat protein 6-like
Exons: 13
Coding region: 1-1854 (617 amino acids)
Molecular function (GO): protein binding
Source: RefSeq, a predicted model, not a curated record
AUGAAGUGUUAUGAUCUUGCAAAAUUCACUAUUUAUCAAGUGGCAGAAAUGAACAAAGGUGCCAUUGAAUUGAGUCCCAUACAGCAAGCACUCAUUUAUUCAUUUUGUGAAAAUCAUGACAAAGCCAUUCAGGUCUUGAAUGGGAUUGUGUGGAAUAAACCAGAAGUCACCAUGUAUUCCUUGUUAGCAAAAGCCCAAAUGAAGGCUAGGAAAAUCAAGGAAGCUAUAAAAAUGUUUAAGAAGGCAUUGGAAAUGUUUGUCCUUUCUGAUAAAGAUCCAAGUGCCGUAGAUAUUUCAGCAGACUGUCUGUAUCACCUGGGUAUUUGUUACAUGGAAGAAGGCAACUUACAAAUGGCUUUUGAUUCUUUUACAAAGGCUGUGAAAACAAAUCCUGACUUUGCGGAAGCCUUUUAUCAACGAGGACUUUGUAAAAUAAAACUCCAGAAGGAUAACUCAAUUAUAGAUUUUAAUCGUGCAAUUACCCUCAACCCCAAACAUUACCAGGCAUAUUUAAGCCGAGUAGCCUUCUACGGUUCUCAGGGAAGGUAUGCCAAGGCAAUUUUGAAUUGUAAUGAGGCCAUCAGGAUUUACCCUCAGGGCGUGCGGGCCUACCUCUACAGAGGAGUUCUGAAGUACUACGGCAAGAAUUACAAGCUAGCUAUUACAGAUUUAAGUACGGCUGUGAACAUGGACAAAAACAAUUAUAUAGCAUUUUAUAACAGAGCAUUAUGCUAUACCAGGAUAGGAGAGCUCCAACUGGCAUUAAUAGAUUAUGGAAUUGUGCUUCUUCUCGACGCUGGAGAAACACUGAUAUUCAAUACUUUCAUUAAUCGUGGGCUCAUUUACACAGAACUAGAGAAGUACAGCUUUGCAUUAGAGGAUUUUAAACAAGCUGCACAGAUGAAGCAGAAUAACGUGAAUCUUUGCCAAGCUGCUGCCAUGUGCCAUCACAGAAUAAAAGAGUUUGAACAAGCUGUCUAUUUGUUUAACUGGGCUCUUAAAAUUAACUCCCGUUUUCUGGAUGCUUAUGUUGGGAGAGGAAAUUCUUACAUGGAAUAUGGAUCUGAGGAAGCCACCAAAUAUGCUCAGAAGGAUUUUAUAAAAGCGUUGCGUCUUAAUCCAGCCUACACGAAGGCCAGAAUCAGUCUGGCCUAUAAUUUGCAGGCCCAAGAAAAAUUCCAGAAAGCCUGGAACCACUUUACCAUUGCCAUAGAAGUUGAUCCAAGGUGUUACCUAGCCUACGAGGGAAGAGGUGUGGUCUGUCUUCAAAUGGGUAAUAAUUUUGCUGCAAUGCAGGAUAUUAACGCUGCCCUGAAGAUCAAAACUACAGCUGAGUUCUUAACAAAUCGUGGGGUGGUUCAUGAAUUAAUGGGUCAUAAACAUAAUGCUAUGAAAGACUACCAGGCGGCAGUGUCUCUGGACCCCACGUACUCUCUGGCUUACUACAAUGCAGGGAAUAUCUACCUUCACCACAGGCAGUUUUCCCAGGCCAUUGACUACUUCUCGAAGGCUUUAAAGUUUAACCCAGAAAAUGAAUAUGCUCUCAUGAAUCGAGCUAUUGUAAAUACAGUAUUAGAAAAAUAUGAAGACGCAAAAGAAGAUUUUUCAAGUCUAAUUGAACGUUGUCCUUCUUGGGCUGCAGUGUAUUUUAACAGAGCACAUUUGUACUGCUGUUUAAAGCAAUAUCAAUUAGCUGAAAAAGACCUUUGUCAAGCCUUAUAUUUGAAGCCUGAUGAUGCUCUAAUGUAUAAUCUCAGAGCAGAAGUUCGUGGUAAAAUAGGUCUGAUUGAGAAAGCUGUAACUGACUAUAACCAAGCACUGGAUUUUGAAAAAUCAAGCUACAUGAUUAAAUAG